GGGCAAACCCCUUACUUUUUAAAAACACAAUGGCCGGGACCGAGGGGUAGUUGGCCGCGAAACCGCGGGGCCUUCCCUCGGACCUUUGUCUCCGAGGCCCUGGAGCCCAGGGACUGAGAGAGACGCGAGCGCCGAGGGAGGCCGGAACGAAUCCUUCGCGGAACCAUCGAGGCAGGGCCUCUGGGCGCACGUGGAGGCACGGACCGCGCGGGCCGGGCCCGACCCGCUGGGAUGGCAGCCGGGGCGACCGACGCGGGGCCGGGGGUCGCCAUCCCCGUGGAGCUGCGGCGCGAGCAGCGCAUGGUGUGCGUGGAGUACCCGGGCGUGGUGCGCGACGUGUCCAAGAUGCUGUCCACCCUGGGCGGCGAGGAAGGCGUUUCUCGGAUCUAUGGAGACCCCACCAAGAGGCUGGAGCUCUACUUCCGGCCCAAGGACCCCUACUGCCACCCCGUGUGUGCCAACCGCUUCAGUACCAGCAGCCUGCUGCUCCGGGUCAGGAGGAAGACGAAGCGGCAGGAGGGGCUGCCGGGGCCCGAGGCCCACCCUCAGGUCACGUUUGACGUGGAGAUCCUUGGCACCGUCCCCACCAUUUACAGAUUCCAAGGAAUGUCCGACUUCCAGUACCUGGCUGUGCACACAGACGCGGGUGGCGCGCACAAGUCCAUGUACGACAAGGUGCUCAUGGUCAGGCCUGAGAGGGAGGACUUCUUCCACCAGGAGCUGCCGCUCUACAUCCCCCCGCCCAUCUUCUCCCGGCUGGACACCCCGGCGGACUACUUCUACCGCCCGGAGACACAGCACCGGGAAGGCUACAACCACCCCCCCAUCUCAGGCGAGAAUCUGAUCGGCCUGAGCAGGGCCCGGCGCCUCCACAACGCCAUCUUUGUCAACUUCGAGGGGGACGAGGUGCCCGAGCAGCCGAUGGAGGCUGCAGUGCAGACCUGGAGGAGGGUCUGCACCAACCCCAUGGACCGCAAGGUGGAGGAGGAGCUGAGGAAGCUGUUCGAAAUCCGUCCCAUCUGGUCACGCAACGCCGUCAGAGCCAAGAUCAGCGUCCACCCUGACAAGCUCAAGGUCCUGCUGCCCUUCAUGGCCUAUUACAUGAUAACGGGUCCCUGGAGAAGCCUGUGGAUCCGAUUCGGCUACGACCCCCGAAAGCACCCGGAAGCCAAGAUCUACCAAGUCCUUGAUUUCCGGAUCCGCUGUGGAAUGAAGUCUGGGUACACCUCCAACGAGAUGCCCGUGAAGGCCAAGCGCAGCACCUACAACUACAGCCUCCCCAUCACCGUCAAGAAGUCGUCAGCCAACCAGCCUGUCACCAUGCAAGACCUGAAGCAGGGCCUGGACCCAUCCGGGGCAGCUGGCAUGCAGAAAUUGGCCUCCAACAAGUACAAGCUCAAGGACUCGGUUUACAUCUUCCGGGAGGGCGCCUUGCCGCCGUACCGACAGAUGUUCUACCAGCUGUGCGACCUCAACGUGGAAGAGUUGCAGAAGAUCAUUCACCGCAACGACGGGGCCGAGGAGAGCUGCACCGAGCGGGACGGGUGGUGCCUGCCCAAGACCAGUGACGACCUGCGCAACGCCAUGUCCCUCAUGAUCCGGCAGAUCAUCCGCGCCCGGAGGCCUGCCCUCUUCUCCAGCCCGGCCAAGACUGAUGGCGAGGGAAGGAAGGAGCAGCUGACGGGCGAGUCUGGGGAGGAGGAGGAGGAGGAGGAGGAGGAGGAAGAGGAGGAGGACUUCAAGCCGUCGGACGGGAGUGAGAACGAGAUGGAGACCGAGAUCCUGGACUACGUGUGACGCAGGGUCACGUGUGACCCCAGGGGCAAGCCAGGGCUCCACAGCGGCGACGGUCGCCAGAGCAGCCCUGCAGGCGCCCGAGGAGCUGCGUGAGCUGCCAGGGCCGCGCGGGACAGUCCACCAGUUGGCACCAGCGAGAGCCGGAGGUGGAGAUGGUGCCGCCAGGGUGGGGGUCAGCUUGGCUUGGGUCUCAUGACUGAUGGCAGGGACGGGGCCAGGAGGCUGGUGUGUGGUCACAGCUGGCUGGAGCCUGUCCUUGCGUUGGAUCCUCCUAAUUGGGGUUAGCCUGGCAAAGGCAGGCCCAGCUGGCAUUGCCGGCAUUAAAUACCUUUCCCCAGGAGACUUGGUAUUAGAGUGGCUCAGAGCCCCUGCUGGGGGGUGUGGAGGCCGUGGGCUGCUGGACCAUCACUGUUCCUUGGUGGUCUUGUGGGGCGGUGCUGGGACAGCUGAGCACAGGCCUCAUGCCCUCGCCAGGUGGGCCCCACAGCCCAGAGGGCCCCACAGCGGCGUUCAUUCACCGCUCACUGCUCCAGGGCCUCUAGAAAUAGGCCCUGGUCCCACGGCUGCCGGAGCGAAAGGGCAGGGUCUCGGGGAGCCUCCAGGACAGACCAGGGACCCAGGGCUCCGUCCCGGGACCUGCCUUGUAGAGAAGCUGGCCACCCGCCCGCCCAAUGGCCCCACUCCCUGCUGCCAGAGAUGGCACAGCCAGCACUUCUGGGGCAGCUCUCCCAGAGGCAGGCUGGGCCCAGGCCCACACUCCCCACCCCACCCCGUCCCACGUGUUACCCUCAGGGCCUCUGGUCCCCACCUCCAGGAGCGGCCGGUCCCUAUGCCAGCCUGAGGAAGGCAGCCGGGCAGGGACCUCCCCAGAGUCACUGGCACCGGCCUCACUGACGGGCCCCCAGGUCCUGCCACACUUAGAAGUAUCUGGUGACUCCUCACUCAGAACCUGACACAUCCCACUUUGGAAAAGCUUUUUUCUUGUGGAAAAUACCAAGUACCCACCGAAAUAGACAACUGAGUAGAGUUCAUGCUCCAAACUUCUCCCCUGGCAGCUCGCCGUCCUGCUGGAGGCACCCACUGUGCGGCCCUCGGGUAAGGGAGCCUGACCAGCUCGGCUGGGCUCCCUCGGCCGCCCCUCGGCCUUCUGCCUCGUGCUGGACAGCCACGUGGUUCCUGGGGGCAGGGCUUCCUGGGGGCUGCCAGCCUGUGUGCCCGGCGUGCCGCUGCCCCGUGUCCGCUGGGCAUGGACUCCCUCAGACAGCGGGACAGGUGCCCCCCACUGCGGGGCUUAGGAUGUGGCACCCCAGCAAUGGCCAGUGGGGACCAGGGGUGCAACAAACACCUAUCUCGGUGCCCAGAGUGGGUUCUCGACAUUGCCACACCAAGGAAGGUGCGGCCUGCGUGGCCGGAAGGCGGGGAGGACCAGAGGGCAUGUCACAGGACACGGGGUGACGUGAGGCCACUCUGGGAGGCACACAGACACCUUUGGUGAAGACACCUCUGGCCACACGCUGUCGGCAGCGCCAGGGCGGCCCAGUGUCUGAGUGGCAGUGCCUGCCUGCUGUGGGGUCAGCACAGGUGGGUCUGCCUGCACAGACUGCGCCUUCAGGGAAGUCAUUCUAAGGAUUUGCCUCAGUUCUGUGUGCCGUUAAGUCAGUGGGUGAGUUUUACUCGGUCAGCUCUGUCAGUUCAGAACCCGAUACCUCCAGCCCAGUUACCCAAGUUAGCAUAGACUUCUGGGAACCCAUAGACCCUCCACGCACCCAACAACAGUCAUGCAAUCUUCACACAGAAAAACAUGCAAACCCGCCCAUCCGUGCAUACUCAGCAGGGGUUCGAGAAGGGUUUUCCACCAAUGAGAUGCUCCCAUGUUAACACCUUUAUAC
This is a messenger RNA of Pipistrellus kuhlii (Kuhl's pipistrelle), 3686 nucleotides long. RefSeq names its product general transcription factor IIIC subunit 5 (gene GTF3C5). Lineage: Eukaryota; Metazoa; Chordata; Mammalia; Chiroptera; Vespertilionidae. Gene Ontology annotation, biological process: transcription initiation at RNA polymerase III promoter. The record is from RefSeq and is a predicted model, not a curated record. Bases 232 to 1797 code for a protein of 521 amino acids. Gene Ontology annotation, cellular component: transcription factor TFIIIC complex. The transcript has 11 exons.